Loa loa (African eye worm) is the source of this 696-nucleotide messenger RNA. RefSeq lists its product as hypothetical. Gene Ontology annotation, cellular component: extracellular region. NCBI's taxonomy places the organism in Eukaryota, Metazoa, Nematoda, Chromadorea, Rhabditida, Onchocercidae. The transcript is spliced from 4 exons. The record is from RefSeq and is a predicted model, not a curated record. Gene Ontology annotation, molecular function: cytokine activity. The coding region runs from base 1 to 696 and encodes 231 amino acids.
AUGGAAAUACGGAUUGGUCGACUACGAACGACAAUCUUGGAUGCUCCAGAAGAUUCACGCAUAUCACAGCAUCAUGCUGCUACAAUCAACGCAACUCCUUUUACACUACUGCGAAUUCUUCGACUACUGAAACUUCCUAUACCAUUUACCGCUCUUUUGCUCAUAAUAUUUCUGAUACUAUGUGUUCCAUUUACCAAUGCUAAACAUCACAAAAUCCAUUUUGAAAAUCUUUGUAAAGAACCUGUUGACUUGAACUGGAGGUUAUUUCGAUGGUUUACUGAAACGUCCGAAUUAGAAAUUCUGGAAAUUGGUGAUGAAGACUGGAAUCCACCAGUGCCAGAAUCAAGUUUUUGUAGUACCAAACCAGAAACAGGCAUUAAUUCUACAACAAUACAACGGUCUCUGUGCCCAUGGCAAUGGAAAUUGAAUCAUGAUGAAAAUCGAGAGCCAAAGAUUAUUUCUGAAGCACAUUGUUUAUGUCGUCGUAGUCGUGGGAGUUCAGGCUCGUUUUGUAUGCCAAUUAAACGACAGGUAGCUGUACUGAAGCGGAUUCGAUGUGACCCGACAACAGGAUACUAUGAAUACACUCGGGCACUGCAAACCGUAACUGUUGGAUGUCAUUCAGUACUACCAAGAAGCCAAAAAGCCAGUCCUUUGGCAAAAUUGUAUAGAAAAACUAACACAAUUGAAAUUUAA